AUUAUCUUGAUAUCCAGUGAACAGACGCAGAAUCCUGAUGAUCUGCCAUGACGUGCUGUGCGAUCAUGGAGCGUGACUCGUCGGUCCUUUGUCGUUACUUCCCUGCUAUCUUCUUUUCUCUUUCUCACUUUCUGAAAAUACUGCUGGCCAAAGCCUUCAAUAAUUCAGAUUCCUAGAUUUUUACCUUAUUUUGAAUGCACGAAUAGUUCGCACAUCCGUUAUAAGAGCGUUGUUCUAUUGUAAAAUGGAGUGGAGGGAUCGGGGGAUUCAUCAGCAAGCUUCAUCUUCUUCUCACGUUCUUCAGUCCUCCAAUUACAGGUUUUUUGCAGAACAAGCCCCUCGACCUGCUUACAUGGGACCAGGAUCAGAAAGGGACAAGCCUGAACAUGCCCAAUAUCAUCAUCAGCAGCAGCAGCAGCAGCAGCAACACCUUUACGUUCGCCCUCACCCCUGCUCCAAUGACUUGCACAAGGCAAUCCAGAGAGAGAUCGAAAAGGAAUGCAUCCGAGCGGAGAUAACCAUGUCGGAGAUCAUGAGAAGGCGUAGUUUAGAGGAUGAGGUAAGGAGGGAGCUGAUGAUGGACUGGGGAUUGGCUCUACUGAGGGGCAGCAAUGGGUUUCCGUUUGGCUCGUCAACAGUAACAACAGACUCACCGCAGACACUGAGGCUUCCAAUUAUGGAGACAAGGAACGAAGGGAAGUCUCUAGAGGAAAUAAUUGUGUUGUCACUCGGGAAGGAGAGGUCGAAUGGAAGGUGUGAGUCUGGAGGAUUUGAGGCCUUGCCAUAUCAGAGAGGGCCAUCUAACCUGAGAAUUUCAGAGGUUAAGCCUGCUAAUCCUGAUCAAAAUAUAUCUGGAUCAAAGAGGAAGGCUGCAACACCACCAUCUGGAGCGGUUGCUAUUGAAUUUUCAUCAGAUGGCGUCUUGAGGAAGAAAGCUAAAGAGGAAUGGAGUUGUGCUCUUUGCCGAGUUAGUGCCACCAGUGAGCUAGCUCUAAACAAACACCUAGGGGGAAAGAAGCACAAAUCAAAGGAGGCUGCAUUGAGAGCUCACAAUGCUGCAAAAAACUAUAGCAUCGGGCUCUUACCAAAGAAAGAGACUAGGGAGGCAAGUUCAACGAGAGACGAUCUGCUGCUGUUGCAGAAGAACCUUAACUCUAACAAUUUGAAGAAAAACCAACGGGUAAUUGUUAAAAAAGUAAAGAGGAAAACCAACCAGAAGAAGAAAAAAUAUAAGUUUUGGUGUGAGAUGUGCCUGGUAGGAGUCUCCUCUCGAAAAGCUAUGAAUGAUCAUAGCAAUGGGAAGAAACAUAUCCGUCGGCUUCAAGAAAAUGAACGAAAUGGUGAAGUUGGGCCAUCCCAUCAGAAGGCUGUGAUACUCUUGAAUCACGAACAAGUUGCUGAAGUGGAGAAAAACAUGGCAUCCCGUAAUGUGGAUGAGACCAUUGAUGAAGCUGGGUCGGAGGAUCACAAGCGUAGAGGCAAAAUCAUGCAAGAAGAUCAUGAGCAUGUGGAUUAUGAAACCGAAGCAGAAGAUGGUAGGGCCAUGGAUAUAACCAAGCCAGAUGAUGAUCAUGAGCCUGUGGAUCAUGAAACCAAAGCAGAGGAUGGUGGGGCUGUGGAUAUAACCAAAGAUGAUGAACAAACUGUUCUUGAAACUCAGCCAAGAGGAACGACUUGAAUUGAAGAUAAUUCCAUCAUGGGUUUGAAAUCUCGUAAGAAGUGUGGGUAUUUCUUUCAGGUUAUGUGAGUCCAUUUUAGUCUAUUUCAUGAUUUUUUGUAAUAUUGUAUUGAUUUAACUUUUAUGCAUAAGAACUACAUUUGCACAAGAACCCAACUGA
This is a messenger RNA of Sesamum indicum (sesame), 1838 nucleotides long. RefSeq lists its product as uncharacterized. NCBI's taxonomy places the organism in Eukaryota, Viridiplantae, Streptophyta, Magnoliopsida, Lamiales, Pedaliaceae. The record is from RefSeq and is a predicted model, not a curated record. Gene Ontology annotation, molecular function: nucleic acid binding; zinc ion binding.